GACCACCAACAUGAGUCUACGACAACAGCUGCAAAAGCAACUGCAUGAUCAAUAUUUUCUUGUCACUCUUUAAUCAUACCAAUAUCAACCCAUCUAGACCUAGACCGAGACCCAGUCUUUUUAGUUUUCCUUCUUUUUUCUUCCUUCGAUGGAUCUUAACCAGACCCGUUUGAUUGGUGAUUAUAUUCUUGGCCCGAUAAUCGGGCGGGGAUCUUUUGCUGUUGUUCGGAGGGCUAAACACCGGUCUUCGUGUUUAGAAGUUGCGGUUAAAGAAAUUGACAAAAAAUUACUUAGUCCAAAAGUUAGUGAUAAUUUGCUCAAAGAAAUUUCUAUUCUUAGUACUAUAAAUCACCCCAACAUUAUCCGCCUUUUUGAGUCCUUUGAGACUGAAGAUAGGAUAUUUCUUGUAUUGGAAUACUGUGAUGGAGGUGAUCUUGCUGGGUAUAUUCAACGCCAUGGGAAAGUAACUGAGGCUGUAGCAAGGCACUUUAUGAGGCAAUUGGCUGCAGGGUUGCAAGCGCUUCAAGAAAAACAUCUUAUUCAUAGAGACUUAAAACCACAGAACCUACUUUUGUUAUCAAAUGACUUAACUCCACAAUUGAAGAUAGGUGAUUUUGGCUUUGCAAGGUCUUUGACAUCAUCAGACUUGGCUGAUACACUAUGUGGCUCACCAUUAUACAUGGCCCCAGAGAUUAUUCAGAAUAAAAAGUAUGAUGCGAAGGCUGACUUAUGGAGUGUUGGGGCAGUUUUGUUCCAGCUGGUAACUGGGAAGCCUCCAUUUGAUGGCAACAGCCAAUAUCAGCUUUUCCAGAAUAUUUUGACAUCUACAGAGCUUAGGUUUCCACAAGGUGCGUUGGAGGAGCUCCAUCCAGAUUGUGUGGAUCUUUGCAGAAGCCUUUUAUGCCGAAACCCUGUUGAGCGAUUAACAUUCAAGGAGUUCUUCAAUCACAAGUUCUUUGAGGAGCCAAGGCUAUUGCUGGAUGCUAAAUCUCCUCUACUUCCACAAAUGAAAUCAGUAGUUGAGCAGUUUGAUGCGUCUGCUUCUAAUACAAGGUCUCAAAUGGGGCAUUGCUUGCACUCAGCUAAUAGAAAUGCUAUAUUAACUAGCACAUCUGAGCAUGACAACAUAACAAUGCUGGCAAAGGUUCAUGACAGUACAUCCAGAAAUGACAGUGUUCAUGGGAUUGUGCCAAGUAUUGUGCAUGAUAGGAUGGGGAGAUCUGCUUAUGGCAGCCAAUCUUCAUUGGAUCAGCUUCGAGUUGCUGAUUUAAUGGAGUCCCUAGAGAAGGAUUAUGUUAUUGUUAAUCGUCAUUUUUCUUCAAUGGAAAAUUUCUCUUAUUACCUUGAAACAUCUCUGCAAGAUAGCUCCACCAGCAAAUCUUCUGUACAGCUACCACAGAAAAAUAACCAGGAUAUGGUUGUUGCUAUACAAACAGAGGCGUUUACUGGUAGUUCUGUUAGUAGUGCAAACGAUCCUCAGGUCCAUGGAUCAGAGCCAUUAACUGCAUCAUGUGUGCCAAAUAUAUUAAGGGAAGUGCAAGGACUACCCAUACCGCAUCCCUCAAUUAAGCUUCACUUCCUAAAUCAGUAUGCACAGGCAAUUGUAGAACUAGCCCAAGAAAAGUAUGAUUCAGGAUUGUUUCUGGAAUCAUUUUCAGUUGAGCUUGUUGUUUUGGCUAUAUGGAAGAAAGUUCUUGAAAUUUGCAACCACUGGGUAGCCUCUAAUGAAGGGAGCGAAUUACCUGAAAGCAGUUCAGCCAAUGAAUCUACAUUUGUUCAUGGAGGCAUAGAUUUGAUCCCGCCUGCAAGUGGUAAAAUGGAUUUUAUCGAGCCUUCUUCUGCCUACAAGUGGGCAGAAAAAAGUUUCAUUCUCGCGUUUGAUCGUACAGAGAAGUUAUCGCAUAAUCUCCGAUACAUGGAUGCUGCUGCUGAGAUGCCUGAUGCCAUGGAACUGAUAUUCCAAGAAGCACUCGCUGUUGGGAGAAGUGGUGCCGUAGAUGAAUAUAUGGAGAACAAGGGUGGUGCUGAUGUCUCAUAUUCCAAAGCAAUGCUUCUGCUUCAUUUUAUAGCAGAAGAAGCAACAUCUCUCCCACUGAAACCUCCAUUUUCAUUAACUUCUGCUUGUAGGAAGCGAAUCCAAAGCUACAUUCUCAACUUGCAGUCUCAUAGAUCUCACUUCUCAAUGUUGCAGCCUAUUCCUGAACAAUCCCCUGAUUCUCCUACCAAGUAGAAGACAACUGUUGUACAGCUAUAUUUAGAAACCCUCUUACGCUGCAGAUUACCAACACAUAACCUGAAAAUUAAGGUCAGAUGUGGCGUGCAAUUUUAAGUCUGCAUGUUUCUUGAAAUGGAUGCACAGUAAUAUGCUGACAUGACCAAGGAAGCCCUUCAAUGUAUAUAUGAUGUACAGAAUAACAUACAGCAGACCCGUCAUACUGGAAGAAGGAUGAUCAAUGUUUGAGGAAUGUGUAAAUAAGACUGCUUAUUCAUUAAUGGAUCUGUGUAAAUAAGACUGCUUAUUAUGUCUGGAAAGAAUUGUAAAUAUGAGAGCUUUCUUAGCAUAA
Populus trichocarpa (black cottonwood) is the source of this 2564-nucleotide messenger RNA. RefSeq names its product serine/threonine-protein kinase ATG1a. Lineage: Eukaryota; Viridiplantae; Streptophyta; Magnoliopsida; Malpighiales; Salicaceae. The record is from RefSeq and is a predicted model, not a curated record. Gene Ontology annotation, cellular component: autophagosome; cytoplasm. Gene Ontology annotation, molecular function: protein serine/threonine kinase activity; ATP binding. Gene Ontology annotation, biological process: peptidyl-serine phosphorylation; protein autophosphorylation; autophagosome organization. The transcript has 13 exons. Bases 149 to 2230 code for a protein of 693 amino acids.